This is a messenger RNA of Penicillium cinerascens, 570 nucleotides long. RefSeq lists its product as uncharacterized. The transcript is spliced from 3 exons. The record is from RefSeq and is a predicted model, not a curated record. Lineage: Eukaryota; Fungi; Ascomycota; Eurotiomycetes; Eurotiales; Aspergillaceae. The coding region runs from base 1 to 570 and encodes 189 amino acids.
AUGAAGUUCAACAUCCUUGCCAUCUCCACCUUGCUGGCUCUCGCCGCAGCGGAGACCACCACCACCGCGCAGACUGCCACUGUGACCCUCACUCCCGAGCAGUCGUGUGCCAACAAGUGUCGCACUACUGAGCGUUGCUGCGUCGCUGAUUGCUACAAGGUUCCUUGCCCCAGCGAGAGCCAGGCCAACGACACCAACAAAUGUGUUGCUGCCUGCCCCCAGGGUACCGGUACCCCCGCCGACACCAAGAGGUACACCGAGUGCCAGCAGAACUGUUUCAACUCCCACUUCCUCGCCACGGGCACUGCGGCUACCGAGACCGGCUCCACUACCUUCACUGACACUACCACCGGCACUGCCACUGCCACUACCACUAGCACCUGGGCUACCGCCACUACGACUUCUGACUCUGAUUCUUCCAACAACGAUGCCUCCAGCACCUUCGGCUCCGGCUCCGGCACCAGCACCAACACUGGCGUCGUCAAGUCCACCAACGCUGCCGCCAAUGUCAAGCUGGGUGCCUCGAGCGCCGGUCUCUUCGGCCUCGUCGUUGCUGCUUUCGCUCUGUAA